Aureobasidium melanogenum CBS 110374 is the source of this 558-nucleotide messenger RNA. RefSeq names its product succinate dehydrogenase cytochrome b560 subunit. Gene Ontology annotation, biological process: tricarboxylic acid cycle; mitochondrial electron transport, succinate to ubiquinone. NCBI's taxonomy places the organism in Eukaryota, Fungi, Ascomycota, Dothideomycetes, Dothideales, Saccotheciaceae. Bases 1 to 558 code for a protein of 185 amino acids. Gene Ontology annotation, molecular function: succinate dehydrogenase activity; electron transfer activity. The transcript is spliced from 3 exons. Gene Ontology annotation, cellular component: membrane. The record is from RefSeq and is a predicted model, not a curated record.
AUGCUUGCUCAAAGACUCGGUCUGCAGACAGCGCGCCGCUUGGCGGUCCGUCAGCCUUCGCUCCUCUCUUCGCGCACUCCCCAGCUUCUUUCGUCCGCCGGCCUGGUUCAGCAAAGACACGCUGCCUUCCAGAGCGUCUCGGACUCGGAGGCUUCGCAACAAAUCCUGGCCAAGCAACGCCUGAACCGCCCCGUCUCGCCUCACUUGGGCAUCUACAAGCCUCAGAUCACCUGGUACGGCUCUGCUCUCAAUCGUGUCACCGGCGUUGCCCUCUCCGGCUCCUUCUACCUCUUCGGUCUCUCAUACCUCAUCGCUCCUGCCUUUGGCUGGCACCUUGAGAGCGCCAGUCUUGCCGCUUCCUUUGCUGCAUGGCCUGCCGCUCUUGCCAUCUUGGCUAAGCUCGUCGCCAGCUUCCCCUUCACCUACCACAGCUUCAACGGUCUGCGACACUUGAUGUGGGACUUGGGCAAGGGCAUCACCAACAAGCAGGUCCAGGUCACCGGCUGGACUGUUGUUGGACUGAGCGUCCUCAGCAGCUUGGUCCUGGCCCUUAUGUAA